Fusarium oxysporum Fo47 is the source of this 884-nucleotide messenger RNA. RefSeq lists its product as uncharacterized. The record is from RefSeq and is a predicted model, not a curated record. The coding region runs from base 1 to 774 and encodes 257 amino acids. The transcript has a single exon. Lineage: Eukaryota; Fungi; Ascomycota; Sordariomycetes; Hypocreales; Nectriaceae.
AUGUCUUCUCCUCCUGAAGACUCUCAUCCCCCAGGCACCGUGUCGCGUCGCCUACCGUUAUCCGCGCUCGUUUCUGAAUGCGAUCACACCCUGGAUAUCAACAUGUUCAGAGCGAAAUGGGAAAACGACAGCAACGAUCGCAAGAGAAGAUGGCGCAGAACCCAAGUCUACAUGGCCCUGAGAUCUUUCGCAAAAGCCAAGGAAGUCAUGUCAGAUCGAGCGAUCAAUGAGCUGUGCGAGUAUCUAAAGAGAGGCACAUGGAACAGCACGGCCAGGAAUGCCAGUGGGCAUCCUUGCUACAAGCACUUCAAGGGCACGUCGCCAUGUCCCUCGCCCUUUGCUGGACCAUACUAUCCCUACUUCUUCAUCAUUCAGGCUCUGUUUCCGCUCGGCGAAGCUGUCAAGGGAAUGUAUCGGGACCUCUCAGACCUGUGGGAGAUGGAUCUCGAUCCCACUAGACCUUUCUAUCCACGUCUUGCUGACUCCGAGCGAGAGUUCUCUCUCAUCAUGGGCCAGAAACCUAGUCCUCAGGUCCCUGGUCCUGGACCUGUCACUAUGUCGUCCGCGGACCAACCUCAGUCUCCCAAAGUGAAAGCUGAGCAGGACAGUGGAGAAGAUAAUCAUACUCUCAAGCGCAAGGCUCAGCCAGAGAUGUUAAGUAACAAAAAUUCCCCCGAUAACGAUGGAGAACAACUUACAAGUGUUCGAAGUGACAUCAAACAAGAAACCUCCGAGUUCCAAACUCAGCUUCACAAGGACACCACUGGAAGUUAGGAAAUUUCCGAUCGACAUCUUGAUGAAUUGAGAAGAAAAGCACGGGAAAUUCGCCGCCAUCCUAUCAAAGCGCAGAAGUACGCAAAUGCUGCUUUCAAGCUCGCAAACAC